GUAGCCAGUAGGGGAUUUCGUUUACAGGUGAAGAAGAGACUUUCAACUCGAAUCGAUAAAAAUCAUAGAAGAAAAUAAAACCCAAUUUCAAUUUAGGGAUAGCAUGAUUGCACCCUUUGCAUUUGAGUUCCAGGUUCAAUCCCGAUUGAGGAAGAAGAGUCCGUGAAUCGUUAUUAAUUCAAGAAUAAUGAGCAAGGAGGAAGCUGGGAAGGAGAAUGGGGGCAAUCCAUGGCCGCAACCGAACGAGCUUCGCCGUCAUCAAGGGCCAGCGAAAGCGGAGGAGGACAUGAGACUUUGGGGCAUUCUUGUUUUCGGAUUAAUCGGAGCUACUGCCACCACUUUCGCCGUCACUCAAUUGCGAUGGACUGUCGAUUUGGUCUAUUCUCAGCUGGGCAGGUCGCAGUCAGCGUGGAAGCGUAAGGGCAGUCGUUCUUACAGGACAAGCUUUCAGGAGGAAGCGUGGAAGAGAUACAAUCGUAGGAUGCGGGAGGAGUAUGAAGAGGAAAUGGAGAGAGUGGAGCGUAUACGUCGCAUGCAAAAUGUUUUCAACCGAGAGAGAAAUAAAUACAAAACAAGCUACGAGAGAUGGGCAGAAAAUGGCGGUGCAUAUCAUCAACAUUUCGAGAGGAACGAUUGGUAUUGGAAGGCCGAUACAUCAUACAGAUACCAGGGAACUAAUUUCCGGGAACCUCAUCAGGCAAAUACAGGCUACUCUUUGUCCCAUCACUAUUCCGUAUUGGGUCUUGACAGGUCAAGGACAAAACCGUAUACGGAUGACGAAAUAAAGAUUGCCUUUAGGACGAAGGCGAAGAAGUUCCAUCCCGACCAGAAUCCAGAUAACAAAGAUAUUGCUGAAGCACAGUUUAAGGAAGUAAUGAAGUCCUACGAGGCAAUAAAGUUGGAAAGGAAAAACGGUAUUAACUGAUAAACAAGAUAAUGAAGAUACAGACCAACUUGAGGGAACUCUGCACUUGGAUUCUAGUAUUUUGGUCAGUCGAACAUUUCACAGAGGUGCUUAUAGUAUUUUCUUACUUUGUAUCUUCAUAUUUGUUGUGGUAUAGUACUAUAGUCUACAAUUCUUGAGUAUCAAUUUCCUUUCUUUGGUGAAAUGAUAAGAAAUAUAUUUAACGUGGUGUAUUAUUUGAUUUA
Molecule: messenger RNA, 1149 nt
Organism: Ipomoea nil (Japanese morning glory)
Lineage: Eukaryota; Viridiplantae; Streptophyta; Magnoliopsida; Solanales; Convolvulaceae
Exons: 7
Coding region: 188-925 (245 amino acids)
Source: RefSeq, a predicted model, not a curated record